Molecule: messenger RNA, 1332 nt
Organism: Penicillium maclennaniae
Lineage: Eukaryota; Fungi; Ascomycota; Eurotiomycetes; Eurotiales; Aspergillaceae
Product: putative salicylate hydroxylase
Exons: 5
Biological process (GO): secondary metabolite biosynthetic process
Molecular function (GO): FAD binding; monooxygenase activity
Source: RefSeq, a predicted model, not a curated record
CUUUCGCUUCUCCUCGCCAGAGGGACAGCCACCAUGAGGGCCAUUAUUGUCGGUGCUGGGCUGGGCGGUCUGACUUGUGCGAUUUCUAGUCGCCAGCAGGGUAUUGAUGUGGUCAUUCUUGAGCGGUCGCCUGAGGUCCGAGAGGUUGGGGCCGGUAUCCAGAUCCCCCCUAACGGGACUCGUGUCAUGCGUGAUUUAGGCCUUUUGCCUCAGUUGCUCAAGAAGGGAAGUCAGGUCCAAGAUGUGGACUUCCGACGAUACAAGGAUGGUCGGAUUUUGCGAUCUAUGCCGUUUGGUGAUGAUAUUACGCAAGAUUUUGGGGCUCCGUGGGUACUGAUUCACCGAAUAGACUACCAUCGAAUACUUCUUGACGAAGCAAUCCGCCUUGGGGCUGUCCUCAUGUUGGGAGCUGAGGUGGAGAAUGUUUCUGUGGAAGCGCCAGAGGUCAUUCUCACGGACGGGAGAAAACUGUCUGCGGAUGUUUUGAUUGGUGCAGAUGGCCAAUGGUCCACGAUUAGAAAAGCCGUUCUUAGAACGCCCAUGUCCCCAGUUGAGACCGGCGAUUUGGCCUAUCGAGCAACUUUUACCCGAGGGCAACUGGAGUCUCUGGGUGAUGACAAGGUUAAUGAGCUCAUUCAAAAGGUUUCUGUGACAAGCUGGCUGGGUCCCAAAAAACAUACUAUUUUUUACCCUGUUCGUGGUGGACAGGAGUUUAAUCUCGUCCUGUUGAGACCAGAUAACCUGGCAGCAGGGACUCGCAGAGUUGAAGGUGAUGUCGAAGAGAUGAGAGAAAGCUACGCGGACUGGGAUGAGACAUUAAAGAAGCUGAUAUCCUGUGUGCCGACCGUAUACAAGUGGAAGUUGACGAGUCUUGCCGAGCUUGAUACAUGGACGAAGGUUGGGCGCGGUUGCCCUUCUGGGCGAUGCCUGUCAUCCCACUCUCCCUAUCAAGCCCAGGGAGCAGCCAUGGCAGUUGAGGAUGGUGCAGUUAUCGGAAAGCUUCUCGGCUUCCUACAGGAUCGAAGUUUGAGCAAUGACUCCUCUUUAGUAGCCUCUGUGCUGAAGCUCUACGAACAGAUUCGUAAGGCGCAAACAACACGAAAUGUUCGCGGAGCUGCCAUGAACCGACAGCUCUUCCAUAUUGAUGAUGGGAUUCUCCAGAUUAUUAGAGAUUUUGCUCUUCGUUACGCAGGUGUUACACGCAAGAGCGACUGGACUUGGUUUUCGUCUUUCAGACAACGACAAACGCUUGGAAAUGAUGUCUUACGUGAUUGUGAAAAGGCCCUCCAAGCUUGGGAGGUAGACGUAUUGCAACAAAAAAAGACGCAAUAA